Molecule: messenger RNA, 381 nt
Organism: Arabidopsis thaliana (thale cress)
Lineage: Eukaryota; Viridiplantae; Streptophyta; Magnoliopsida; Brassicales; Brassicaceae
Exons: 2
Coding region: 1-381 (126 amino acids)
Source: RefSeq, marked reviewed
AUGGCAUCAAAGACCAAUGCACUGAAGGUUUUUAUUUUGGGAUCCAGCAGGAGAUUCGAUAGUGGACGAGAGAAUAUCACCCAAAUAAGUUUAAUUAAUAACCGGAAUCAUCUUGGCAUGUUUGGAGUGAGUGUGUGGGUGAAGCAAUUGAAGGAAGAGGAGAAUGUCUUUGAGCAACCUGAGGUCGUUGUCUUUGAUGACUCGUUCACACUUGUUGAUGAAAGUGUGAUCUUUACAUCCAAACCCGAGAGCCAGGUGGAAGGUGAGAUUGUGGCCGACUUGAGAAAAUCUCAACCAAAAGACUACGAUGUUAUAGCUGAACUCAAAAAGAUGGUGAAGGAUUGGGAGAGCAAGAAGAAAAAGAGCCUCCGUGAUUUGUAG